Molecule: messenger RNA, 704 nt
Organism: Oxyura jamaicensis (ruddy duck)
Lineage: Eukaryota; Metazoa; Chordata; Aves; Anseriformes; Anatidae
Gene: C7H2orf76
Product: chromosome 7 C2orf76 homolog
Exons: 6
Coding region: 196-576 (126 amino acids)
Source: RefSeq, a predicted model, not a curated record
AAAAAAAAAGAUUGGAAGAUUGCUGGGGUGGGAAAUAGCUCAUUUUCCUGUGGAGACAAAGAAGCCAACCAAACAAUGUGUGGUUUGUUUAAAGAGGCGCUUGGGCUGGUAAAAUAAAUCCAUUGUUGGUUCUGCUCUCUGUUAAAGCAAUAUGAACCCUGUAGAGCCAUUCCAGGUUAUUCCAAAUUAGUUCUCAUGUCGGCAGAAAGCUCAACCAUCACAGUUCGUCUUGUUCGCUCUUUUGAGCACCGGAAUUUCAGACCUGUGGUGUAUCAUGGAGUUAACUUGGAUCAGACAGUGAAGCAGUUCAUUGCUUUUGUACAGAAGGAUGUGCCUUCAAGAGCAGGACUUCCCCCUCCUUUUAAAAACUACAAGUAUGAUACAAUGAAGAUUAUUCACCAAGCACACAAAUCAAAGACUGGUGAACUUGUAGUGAGUUUGGAAGAUGAUGACAAACUGAUUUUGAAAGAAGAGAGUACGUUGAAAGCAGCUGGAGUAGCAAAUGAGACCGAAUUAGCAUUCUUCUGUGGGGAAGAUUACAGAAACUACAAGGCUAAUCCUGUUUCGGCCUGGUGAAGAUCCCAAGAGAUUGUUUUGUUUUCCCCUACUCAUUGUAAAUUUUCCUUGUUCUGCUUAAUGAGUUUUGUUUUUUUUUUUUUAAAGAAAAAAAGAUCAAUAAAUCCUAAAGGAUUGCUUUGCAAACA